AUGUAUCCAACCUACUAUUUAACAAACAUGAUCAAUUUUCAACUGAUUCACAUACUUAUUUUUUUUAUAAACUAUGCAUCUACAACAUCAUUAUCUUCGUACAGAAAAAAUAAAGAUUCUCAGGAAUUAUUAUUAUUAUAUCCACCAGAUUCGGCCAGACGAUAUGCACAUAUAAAUCGUGGAAGUUAUUUCGGUUAUUCCAUAGCAACAUACAUAGGCCAGUCACAACCAUCAUGCUUAGUUGGAGCGCCAAAGGCAAGUCAUAGUAGUACAAAUGAGUCGACAGGUGUUGUUUAUCGUCUUGAUAUGGAUCUUACCUUUCCAUAUUGUUCAGUUGUACCGAUUGCAACCACAGAUGAAUUAAGAAAAGAAGUUGGCACACCAACACCUGGAGUUUCCCAUUGGCUAGGUGGAACUGUGGCCGCUGCAAACAAUGCUGUUGAUGGAAUUCAACUUGGUUGUGAUUUUCGUUACUUAUUCAACUCAGAUUUGAUACAUGAAAUUUCUAAUGAUCCAGUAAAUCGUUUCAAAUCGUCAAUAAAGUCAAAAAGUUCACUGGGAAUAGGAAAUUGUGCCUUAUACACUGGAACAUCUAUGCAGUAUGUAUCUGUGGAUCCGUGUAAUAGUCAAGAAGAAGGCGCUUGUCUUGCUGGAUUCAGUGCUGAUGUUCAAGCAGGUAAUCGAACUGGUGAAGCAUUUAUCGCACUUGGGAUGCCUGGAAGUUAUCUGACAGAGGGCAAUAUCUUUCUAGGCCGUUAUCAUGGUCGUGAGUUAAUCAAUGCGAUUCGACUGAAAAGUUCUUCACAUGAUUUAAAGCAUAAGGGUUUCGGUUUAGGCUAUGCUGUAGCUUUAGCUAAACUGAAUAACAACAAUGAAAAAUUUACAGGGCAACCACCACCACCACCAUCACAACAGCACCAAGAAGAUCAACAACACCAUUUUCAGUCUCAUAUCAAUAUACUUGCAUCGAGUCCAAUGUGGAUUGAUAAUGACUAUCGUGGCAUUAUAAUGAUAUUGAAUCAAGCUAUGGAUUUAGGAGGGAUCACAUAUUUGAAAGAUAAAUGGGGUCACGUUGGCAGUUAUUUCGGUUAUAGCCUUGCAGUUGCCGAUCUUGAUGGAAAUGGUUUGGGUGAUAUAAUCGUCGGUGCACCCUACUUCACUAGACACCAAAAUCAAGAAACAAUGCAAGAGUCUAUUAACACAGUUGGAUAUGAUCAAAAUCAAGGUACUCAGUGGUCGAAUUUGUUACCGGACAUUGGAAGAGUUUACAUAUUUUAUGGCGCCUAUUCAAACUCUUCAACUUCAUUAGGUGAAUCUAAGUUAAGAUCUGAUAUUCCAGAUUAUUUCAGUCGAGAUCCAGUUAUCUUAGAAGGACCAAAGUCUCCUAAAGGUCGAUUUGGUCAUGCUAUUUCAAACAUUGGUGAUGUUGACAGUGAUGGCAGCGAAGAUCUAGCUAUCAGUUGUCCAUAUUGCUCUGAUCCUAAUGGUGAAGUUGACAGGGGAGUUGUGUUCAUUUACUUAGGCAAGAAAGAUUUGAUCCUGGAUACAGAACCAUUUCAGAGUAUAUGGCCUGCUGAUAUUCCUAAAGUAUCUCCGGUAACAGUUUGCGAUCUGGAUGGAAACAAUGCACCUGAUCUUGUGAUUGGUGAUUAUGAAAGUGAUCAGGUUGUGAUGCUUCGUGCACGUAAUACUUUAUGGUUUGAUACACCUGAAUGGGAACUGCCUACACAACCUACAUUAUCAUGGCUAAGUACAGAUAGUUUAACUUGUGAUCAUGAGUGUACCUUUCCAAUUCAGCUAUCUGUCAAAAUCAAUGGUAAUCAACAACUUUUAAAGCAAAUAAAAGAUUGGCAACUACGAUUAAUUAUCGAUUUAGAUUCAGAUGUUGAACAUCCUGAUGAUAAACGUCUCACAAUACGAUCAUUUCGAAGACAAAUGUCUGACCAUUCAACAUCUACAGGUGUUAUUGAUACUCUAGUGGAUUUGAAAGCAAAUGAAUUUCAAGAAGAUGGUAGUUAUCGAAUAGUUUUAUUUGAUUUUAUUGUUGAACCAAUAUCAUCUAAAGUCAAUCCACUUUUAUGGAAACCUCUACGUAUCAAUGUAACAUUAAGUUCAGUACUUGAUCAAAUGUCUUUUGUUGAGCACAAAGCAUUAUCGUCAUGGACAUUACAUCCUUUCUUAGGUAGUCAAUAUUUUCUCAGUCGUUCAAUGCAAUUUGCAAAUCCAGCCUGUGGAAUAGAUAAUAUUUGUCGACCUGAUUUACAAGUACAAAUAAUAGAUGUUUCAGAAGGUCCAACUGAUAAAUCGAUAAUUUAUUUCAGAGAACGUGUUACUCAAAGAAAUAUUACUGUAUUUGUUGGGAAUUUAGGUGAGAAUGCAUAUUCAACUCAAUUACGCAUGACAUUUCCCGAUCAGUUGAGUUUUAGUAUACAAGAAGGAUUGAUAUGUCAGAUUAUAACAUUGAUUGAAAUUAGACAAACACAGUUAUUGUGUAAUUUGGGUGACCCAUUAGGGUAUACAGGAAAUGUAGAUGUAUACUCAUUCACAUUUCAAAUUAAUACCGCUGGAGCAUUUCGGCAGUUGGAUGAACCGUUAAAUGAUCAACCAGAAAAUGUGUCAUUAAAUCAUCAUCAUAAACAACAACAGUCUAAUGAUGUUGACAGAGAAGACGAUAUGAGAGAUUCACAAACAAGUCCAGACGAAGAACAAACUAGACAAAUAAGUGAUUUCAGUACAUCUCUACCGUCAUCAUCAUCAUCAGUGUGGAGAGAAAACCAUUAUGAAUUAAACUCAUUGCCUUUCUACAAACCAUAUGACCAUCAUUAUAAUAAAAGAAUGAAGCGUAGUACUCCAUCAAUUCCUAAAGAAGUGACAAUAACAGCUGAAGUCCUUAGCGGGAAUGCUGAUAUCAAUGUAGAUAACAAUAUAGCCAGUAUCACCUACAAAUUGAAAUUGGCAGCAAAGGUUGAAUUAUCAUCAUCUGCGUUGGAUCGUACAAUUAUAGACUUUCGAAAUUUCUCUGUACAACCAUAUGAAAUGCAAAGAAUACACCCUGAAACUAUAGGUCCAGAGUUGAAACAUGUUUAUCUUGUCACAAAUGCUGGUCCAUCACCACUUGAAAGCUUCUGGGUGAAUUUAACAAUUCCUCUUCAGACAAGAGAAGGUGAACAUUUAGUUUAUCUACUCGAUCGGCUUAGAUAUCAAGCAGAAGAUGGUGGACCACCACGAUUUGAAAAUAUGUCACCAGAUGUUAUCAGUGCAGAAGGUCAUAUACGUGGAUACUGUAUUACACCUGAAUGGGCUCUAAAUCCUCUCCGCUUAAAUGCUGUUCAUCGUAGUCGGACUGAAGAGUUCAUCAAGUCACAAAUGUUAAGAAGAAGUUUCAGAUUUAGACGUUCAGUGAAAUGGAGGGCAACACAGAAAUUAUCCAUGAUGGAUAAUAAAGAAAAUGAAAAUAUUGAUCAUCACACAGAAAUAAAAGAUACAGUUAGAACAACCAGAUCAAUUUUACAUGGUAUUCGAAAGCGUCAACAAGAAAUUGUGAAAUGUGGAGAGAAAUUCUCUGAUUUGGGUUAUCCAGUUUGUGCAAUUAUAUCAUGUCGUGUGAAUGGAUUAUCUCGUGGUGAUGCUGUUCGUAUUGUUUUACGUGGAUGGAUAUGGGCUGAUACAUAUUUUCGUUAUAAAAUAUCUGACUUUGCAAUUGUCAGUGAAGCAAAUGCACAACUUGAAGAAACUGCUUUUGGCAUUAAAAUUGACAGUAAUUUGACUGUACAACCAUUAGCGAUAUCACAAAAUUUUGUAUUUGAAGGUAUCAAUGUUUCACUAUUUCGUGAAAUACCAUUAUGGCCAUUUAUACUUGGUAGUAUUUUAGGCUUAGCAUUACUUGCACUGUUAAUAUUUACAAUGUGGAGAUGUGGCUUCUUUCAUAGGAAACAAAUUUAUGAUAAUCAUCUUCAACAAUAUCCCCAUGCUAAUAAUACCAAUAAUAAUGGUAAUACUAUCAAUCCAUUAUUUAUUGAACCAAAGAAAGUUUAG
Heterobilharzia americana is the source of this 4035-nucleotide messenger RNA. The record is from the annotation of a GenBank genome assembly. Lineage: Eukaryota; Metazoa; Platyhelminthes; Trematoda; Strigeidida; Schistosomatidae.